AUGGACGAUCCCGCGCGCGAGGCCGCCAAGGCUGAGUGUCUCGACUGCGCCUUCUGGGGUGGCAUCCGAGGCGCCGCCCUCGGUCUCACCGUCUCCGCGCCCCUCACCUACGCCGCGCACGUCAGGUUCAAGACGAUUCGAAGACUCACGGUGAGCGCCAAGACGGCGCUCGUGGUGUCGCCCUUCUUCUUGGGAUUCUUCUUAAACAGCGAGUUGGAGCUCCAUCGGUGCGUGUUGCGGCAGAGAGGGAUUCACUGA
Molecule: messenger RNA, 258 nt
Organism: Ostreococcus tauri
Lineage: Eukaryota; Viridiplantae; Chlorophyta; Mamiellophyceae; Mamiellales; Bathycoccaceae
Product: unnamed product
Exons: 1
Coding region: 1-258 (85 amino acids)
Source: RefSeq, a predicted model, not a curated record